Messenger RNA from Annulohypoxylon maeteangense, 1156 nucleotides. RefSeq lists its product as uncharacterized. The record is from RefSeq and is a predicted model, not a curated record. NCBI's taxonomy places the organism in Eukaryota, Fungi, Ascomycota, Sordariomycetes, Xylariales, Hypoxylaceae. The coding region runs from base 346 to 615 and encodes 89 amino acids. The transcript has a single exon.
CUAUUCAUAUUGUGCUUAAUUAGGUACCCGGGUAUACUUUGGGUUGGUCGCUCACCGAUGAGAAGAUGUCUUGAACGAAAUUGGAAUAAGCCACCCGGACAGUUGUCGGGGUAGACCGAAUUAGAAGCCAGUGCACGUUCUACCUGCACUAACCGCUCAGCCCGCUCUAAAAAGGACCUAGGACUCGAGAUAUCCAUGCUCGCUAAUAGCACCACGAGGCUGUAGCUCGACCUGGUACGGCCUACUGGCGUGGAGGGGGUCUUCGGUAUAUUGUUUUCUAGCGAGCGUUGGGGCGUCUAUUAGCCGACGCUGGAGGCCUACGAGAAGACUCUAGGUCAUGUGGAGAUGCGGCCAGACGAGGCUAUCAUGGUCGCAACGCAUGCGUACAGUCUCGGGUCUGCGCAGAUUCUCGGCAUGAGAACUGAUUCCGUCUAUUGUUGGACUGUUGGUCGCGGUGAGGAUAUUAAUGCGGUUAGGAUGGAGAAUAGCAUCGAACUCCUCGGCGAGGUCAUGCGUGUGUUGCUUCCUGCCGUCAGGUCUUGGGUCAGGUCUCGCCGAAGAGUUGACAGCCAGUUCACGCAUCUCCAGUACCAUGUCUUACCAACAGCCUUGUAAGGCGUCGAACCAGAAAUGUUCGGAUCACAGGAGCCGGCAGGCUGUGGCUAUGCGAUGCCGUGCAUACUUUUAUACGCAUGUUGGUAUGAGGCCUCCGCGAACGAGCUGGUGAGAACCCGACAGGCUCGUCUUCAGUUACAUUGAAGAAAUUGAAUCGUGCAACAUCGUCAUAAUUAACUAUACGAACCAACAUGCGUAUGUGUUGUACGGAUGUGGGUGAGGUCUGCGCCUCCACCGAUUUGAUAGAGGCCGGCAACUAUCGGAGCCAGCAAAUGAGUACAGCGGUACUUCGUACUAUGUACAUCCGCUAAAUUCAUGAAAUCCCGGGUUACUGGGGUUUAAACUAUUAGUGGGUCUGAACCGGGAUCUUACAGAACUUGUGUCACGCAAUCAGCGUUCGGAUUUGCCAGAUUCAUAUCCAGAUUAGGGAACCCAGUUUAGCGAAAAGAUAGCUCUGGCCAAUCAGACGCGUGCAACGUACAUCGUCACGCUUAAUUUGAAAGAUCGCACCAACUCAUCUAAUCCAAUCAUACUCUUCAAA